UGACCAUGAAGCGUGCAACCGUUCCGACAUAUCGGGAAAAUAAAAAGAAGUCAUACCGUGGGCUUAUCACUUUGAUUCUGUCAUGUCACUGUCUGUCAUGUCACUGAUCAUGGCGAAGCUGUUAAUAAUUGUAUCAACACUGGUGGUAUGCAGUAUUGCCCAAAGGUCGUUCUACGCCAAACGCCCCAUAGGCUACCCUGAAAUAGUAUCAACCACACGAUCACCGCCGACGACAAAACAGCAACAGUUAUCUGAUAACCCUACGGGCAGGAUAAAUGACGCGGAAGACAAUAGACGACCAUAUAUUCCAAUAGAAUUUCAAUCGGAUCCCUUAUCCUACUACUACUACUUACGUCUGCCGGUACACCAAAGACCUUUCAACGUUAUAAACGCACGUCAAAUUGACGACUGGAACUCCAAGCCACAUACGUACACAUUGCGACGUAAUAAUUACGCUCGAGACCAAAUAUAUUUUCCUGAUAAGUAA
Hyposmocoma kahamanoa is the source of this 487-nucleotide messenger RNA. RefSeq lists its product as uncharacterized. The transcript has 3 exons. NCBI's taxonomy places the organism in Eukaryota, Metazoa, Arthropoda, Insecta, Lepidoptera, Cosmopterigidae. The coding region runs from base 83 to 487 and encodes 134 amino acids. The record is from RefSeq and is a predicted model, not a curated record.